CAUCGGCGGCGGCGGCGGCAGCAGCAGAAGAGGAGAAGGAGGGCGAGGAGGGAGGAGGUCUAUGGCGCAAGAGUGGGCGCCGGUGUAGCCACGACGCUCGCUCGCUCGCUCGCGACGAGACCCGUCCCCGCGCCGUGCCGCGCCGCGCCGCGCCGUGCCGUGCCAGACCUCCGCAGGGGUGCCCGCCGGCUCCACGCGGGGCCCGGCUUGCACGGAGAUGGGCGACGCUUUUCCCGGGACGCGUCCCAGUCUGCAAGCGGGACCCGCUCUCUGAUGCCAGCUCGCAUUUGAACAGGGGGAUCUGUGGAGCGAAAGCAAAGCUGCGUCCCGGGGAUCGGCCGGUGGGCAUGGCUGUGAAUCCGGAAGACGACGACGUACCCCUCAUUCUUACCUUGGAGGAGAGCGGCAGGAACCCCGGAUCCGAGCCGGAGCGGGGGCUCCCCUGUGAAAAUGGAGGCAACUAUGAUGCGAUCAGGGAUAUCCCCAGUCCAGCCUCCGGCGACGGCUACCCUCAGCGGGACUGUGGAAGACACACCUGGGAAAUGAACUACCAGGAGGCGGCCAUCUACCUCCAGGAAGGAGAAAACAAUGAUAAGUUCUUCACGCAUCCCAAGGAUGCCAAAGCGCUGGCCGCCUACCUCUUUGUGCACAACCACCUCUUCUACCUGAUGGAGCUGAGCACCGCGCUGCUGCUCCUGCUGCUCUCGCUCUGUGAGGCGCCCGCGGUCCCCAUGCUCCGGCUCGGCAUCUACAUCCACGCAACUCUGGAGCUGCUUGCGCUGACGGUGGUGCUGUUCGAGCUCUCAAUGAAGAUGCGGUGGCUGGGCUUCCACACGUACAUUCGGCACAAAAGGACCAUGAUCAAGACCUGUGUCCUGUUGCUGCAGUUUGCAGAGGCGAUUGUUGUGCUGGUGCGCCAGACGUCCCACGUCCGGAUCACGAGAGCCUUGCGAUGCAUCUUCCUGGUGGACUGCCGCUACUGCGGGGCCGUCCGAAGAAACCUGCGGCAGAUCUUCCAAUCGCUUCCUCCGUUCAUUGACAUUCUCCUCCUCCUGCUUUUCUUCAUGGUCAUCUUUGCCAUCCUUGGCUUUUAUUUGUUCUCGCCUAACAAAUCUGACCCCUAUUUCAGCACCUUAGAGAACAGCCUUGUGAACCUCUUUGUGCUUCUGACGACUGCAAACUUCCCAGAUGUGAUGAUGCCCUCUUAUUCCCGGAGCCCUUGGUCCUGUAUCUUCUUUAUUGUGUACCUUUCCAUUGAACUGUACUUCAUUAUGAACUUGCUGCUUGCGGUCGUUUUCGAUACUUUCAGUGAUAUUGAAAAGAGGAAGUUCCGGUCGCUGCUGCUUCAUAAACGCACAGCAAUACAACACGCCUACCACCUGCUUGUCAGCAAACAGAGGCCCUCGGGGAUCUCCUUCAAGCAGUUCGAUGGGCUGAUGCAGUUUUACAAACCUCGGAUGAGCGCAAGGGACCGCCACCUGACGUUCAAAGCACUGAAUCAAAGCAAUACGCCUUUCCUCAGUCUGAAGGAUAUGUACAAUUUCUAUGAAGUUGUUGGCUUGAAGUGGAAGGCGAAAAGGAACCGCGAGCACUGGUUCGAUGACCUUCCACAGACGGCGUUCCUGAUUUUUAAAGGCAUCAACAUUCUGGUGAAUUCCCGGACCUUCCAGUACACCAUGUAUACCUUGGUGGCAGUGAACGGCCUCUGGAUCCUCGUGGAAACCUUCACGCUCCGAGGCGGAAUCUUUCCCCGGGACGUCCCUUGGAAUUACAUAGUUUUCCUUACAAUCUAUGGGAUUGAAGUGCUACUAAAGAUCACUGGAUUGGGGCCUGUAGAGUAUCUGUCCUCUGGCUGGAAUUUUUUUGACUUCUCGGUCACCUUGUUUGCAUUCCUGGGACUCCUGGCAUUGGCUUUCAACAUGGAGCCAUUCUACUUCAUUGUAGUUCUGCGGCCUUUGCAGUUACUCAGGCUGUUUAAGCUGAAGAAACGUUACCGGAACGUCUUGGACACCAUGUUCGAGCUGUUUCCCAGGAUGGCCAGCCUGGGUUUGACGUUGCUCAUCUUCUAUUACUGCUUCGCCAUCAUCGGCAUGGAGUUCUUCUCAGGAAAGCUCUACCCAAACUGUUGCAACACCAGCACGGUGGCCGAUGCCUAUCGCUGGGUGAACCGCACUGUUGGGAACCGGACGGUGAUGGAAGAAGGCUACUACUAUCUCAACAACUUCAACAACAUCCUGAGCAGCUUCGUUACACUGUUUGAGUUGACAGUCGUCAAUGACUGGUAUAUCAUCAUGGAAGGAGUGACAUCGGAGACGUCUCACUGGAGCCGGCUCUAUUUCAUGAUUUUCUAUAUUGUGACUAUGGUGGUGAUGACCAUAAUCGUCGCCUUCAUAUUGGAGGCAUUUGUGUUCCGCAUGAACUACACCCGAAAGAACCGAGAUUCGGAAGAAGACAGUGGCGUCGUCUUUGAGAGGGAGGUCUCCAAGGAAGAAAUUACAGCUGUAGCAGAAAUGUACGGGAGGAGCGGCAAUGCCUCAGCUGCUGGCCAGAUGCUCCGGGUCAUUUCCCAGAUGGACAGGCACCGGCAAAGCUCCAUGCUGUUCCUGGGACGGAGAUCAAGGACCAAAAGCGAUUUGAGCAUGAAAAUGUAUGAGGAAGAGAUACAGGAAUGGUAUGAAGAACAUUCCAGGACAGAGGAGAGGCAGCUGACCUGGCAGGAGGAGGAAGAGCUGCGGAGACCGCUCUCGCAAACUUCGGGCCUCCGGCAGCGCUCCCAAACCAUUAUUUAAGCCCAGUUCAUGCAAACAGCAGCUUCUCCUAUGCAUUACCCUCCUCCUCCUCUUCCUUAACCUUGCAGUGUAUGUGUUGAAUUUAAUGCAUAGCGUAGCCUGGCAAAACCACCUCCUGAGCUCCUUUGGAUGAGAGAGUUUGGGUCCUACUUCUUGCAAUUGCUGUACAAGAACUCGGCAGGCCUGCCAGCGCAACGGCGGUCUGAUGCAUAGCCCAAGCCCCUCUUGGUAGGCUGGGCCUAAGAAAGGGAGCUUGCCAAGCUGGGUCCCCAUCAUGGUGCAUUUCCGGCAUUUGUCUCCUGCAAACCAGUUGCUCUCUUCCUGUAAACACUCUGUGGGAUCAAGUGGCCAGCUAAACCAUGCUCAGAGCUUGACCCCCAUUGUCUUAAAAGUUCAUCAGCAUCCGAAAAGGCCCUCUGCCGCUUAACUUUUGCUUCCCAUCACGGUAGCAAGGCCUUCCAGUUUGUAACAGGCCAGGGUGGGCGGAGAGGGGGGCACACGUUCCUCAACGGCUUUGGAAAGGAAAUGAGCUCUCGUUUCCGUCAGCCACUUGGCGACAUAGUGCAGCCUCUCUCCCUCCUCCCCCGGACAAGAUGGUGGUUCUGUUUUAGGCAUAACAAAUCCUAAAUUUAUGGGAACCUGGGAAUGAUUAAAGCCUAGGAAUCUCCCCCAGGAAACAACUGAACACUGUGGCCAGGAAAAGGGCUGCAUGCGUCUGAUGAGGCCGCCCCGACCCUUGAUAUUAAAGCAAUAACUCCUUGAUGGAAGAAAUGUUUAAGCUGUUCACUUGCCAGCAUUGCAAAGACAUCUCAGUUGGGCCUGGAGCUUUGUUACUUUUGCACAGAAAUCUCAACUCGGGGGGCUUUUUUGGGGGGCUUUUUCUGAGAACCCCCUGCAUAAUAAGAGACAAUAGGCAGUGCGGGGAACCGGCGGCAAGCCUCGUUCUGAGGUCGUCUGGCGACUCGCAGUGUUCACUUCAGAUUAGAUCUGCUCUUAGUCCAAGCCACAGGGGGAAAACUGCACCCCUUCCAGCUGCCUGCAAAGCAGGCAACUUCGAAGCAGCGGGGACAGAACUGCCCCCUCCAUUCAGCACUGCAGUUGGCAAAGAGACGAGCACUGGGACACCGUCCUUCCGUGUCUGUUUUGCCGCUGCAGCCCCAGCUGGUAAGAGAGGAAACACAGCUGCUUUCCUUCCACAAGGGAAAGCUUGGGAUCUGCCUGAUUCACUGCAGAAUUUUUCCCAAGUUUGGAGAGGAGUUGUUCUGACUGCAUAAAUCUGGAGAUUGGCUUAGAGGAGGCCAACAUAACCGUGAAUCACACUAUUCCUGUACUCGUUUGCAUCUCCAAUAAGUUGAUGUGUCCCUAGAAAGAAUGGAAGGCUACUUUAAGGUAAUCAGAAGAGAUACUCCCUUCAAAUGACUACUACUAGGAGAAGGAAAGGUUAGCCUUACUAGGCUUGCCCCUAGGGAAGCCCCAGGCAAUGAGAUCCUUUUGAGAUCCUCACUCCUUUUGGAAGUGGAUUUACAGAGCUGGCUGCCCCACCAGGUGAGAGAACCACACGGCUUGUAAGAUCCACUUGGGGGCUUGUGCAUGUGUGUCCACAUGCACGGGGGGAACCCACCAACUCCGACUCUUGCAUCACUCUCCCCUGCUCUCCCAAUUUUGAUGCGUGGAACUACUUCUCGAUUUAAAAAGAGAGAAAAAAAAAUUCUGACCUCAGUAGGUGAAAUGGAAGUUUCUGCCUCAUCACUUCUCAGACCACUAAGGAACAAUCCUGUGCAGCGCUUACCCAGUCCCCCUGCAGAGACAGCAGGAUGCAGGAGGUCCAGUCCAGCUGUUCCUCCCCAACAGCUGAGCAGCAUUUUGGACCUUACCCUAUAAAGCGUAAGUGAUGUUAAGGAACAUGAGCUACAGACAUGUAGCUACAGUAAAUGAUCACUGUAGGGCUGGGAACCGAUUCAUGCUUCCUCGGCUGCAUUGCUAACGAACUGACCUUCAAUUUGCACUGUAUUUUUUGGUGGUUUUUUUUAUAUAAAACAGAUAUAAAUAAGCUAGUAAUAAUUCCAGAAGCUACUUUCUUCCAGACAUCUUGUAGGCUGGAAGGAAAAUAAACCUCAGAGUAUGGGGCAUCCCCUUCUAACCGUCCUUUCCCUGGCUUUCUUCAGCACUCUUAACUCCAAAGACAAUCACUUGUAGGCAUGAAACACUUGGAGAGUUUCAUAGGCUGGGAGUUUUUAUGGAAAUUGUAAUGUCUGAAACAGUAUUAUAUAGAUGUUUCCAGGCACGUUUAUUAAUAAAACUUUUUAAGCAUUA
This is a messenger RNA of Varanus komodoensis (Komodo dragon), 5102 nucleotides long. RefSeq names its product two pore segment channel 1 (gene TPCN1). Gene Ontology annotation, cellular component: endosome membrane; lysosomal membrane. The transcript has 27 exons. Bases 348 to 2789 code for a protein of 813 amino acids. Gene Ontology annotation, biological process: transmembrane transport; monoatomic ion transport. Gene Ontology annotation, molecular function: monoatomic ion channel activity; voltage-gated channel activity. The record is from RefSeq and is a predicted model, not a curated record. Lineage: Eukaryota; Metazoa; Chordata; Lepidosauria; Squamata; Varanidae.